ACCCUUUACACACCCUAUAUUUAAUCUUCAACUCUUUCCACUCUUAUUUGUUGUUUAUUAUAUGUAUAUCAUCUCUUCUUAUGAGAUGAAUCGUUUUUAGUUUCUUCUUGUUCAUACUCUCCGUUUUCAUUGGACACAAUUGUAAAUUGAAUUUUGUGUUUUAGUUCUUGCUAUUAUGGCUUUUGUUGAAAACCAAUACAACCAAUUUUCGUUCCAAACACGAGACUCCGACGGAACUCCCAUGGAUUCGACGUCUUUCGACGCUGCAAACGAUGAGGAAUCGGUUGUUUCCGAUUGCGAAAGCAGCGUCUCUGGUCCCUCUUUUGAUCAGCCUUCCCUGUCAAACAAUGGGUUGAUUCGGUUGUCCCGUGGGGACAAAGCGCAUGAUGUUAUCGAGAAAAGGUUUCUCUCCAAUUUGGGUUCUCUGGCGGCUCAUACCAAUGACUUGACCAUCCAGAAGAAUUGUUUCUCUGGCUUUACUUGGCAGGCAAGGCUGAAAUCUUUCCAGAUUUUCACCAAGGCAAUGGAGAAAAAAUGCGGCGGCGAUGCCAAUAUUAAGUACGCUUGGUGCGCUGCCACUAGGGACGAAAUUUCUAGGAUCGUUGAGCAUGGCUUUGGCUAUAGCGGGUUGCCCAAAAACAGCAGUUUGUAUGGUCAUGGCGUCUACCUUUCCCCCGAUGGUUCUCCAAUGGAGAGUGUGAAGAAUACCAUCGUUGAUAGUAAUGGGAUGCGGUAUUUGAUGCUCUGCCUCGUAAUAUUGGGGAAGGCAGAAUUGGUACAGCCUGGUUCUACGCAAUGCCAUCCGAGUUCAGAUGAGUUUGAUUCCGGCGUCGACGACUUGUCCACGCCGAAGAAAUAUAUUGUGUGGAGUACGCAUUUGAAUACUCAUAUAUUGCCGGAGUACAUCCUGAGUUUCAGAGCUCCCUCGUCUUUGAAAGGGUUGCUUGGGAUGCAAGAUAGGUUGAAGAUGCCGACUUCACCAUGGAUAUCAUUUCCUGCUCUGAUAUCUGCACUUACCACGUUCUUACCUCCAACUGACAUGAACUUGAUCUCCAAGUAUUAUAGGGAUCACAGGGAUAAGAAAAUAUCAAGGCGUGAACUCAUACAAAUUUUAAGACAAUUAGCCGGAGACAAAUUGUUGAUUGCGGUCAUCAAUUCAUCUAGGACCAAGCAAUACAAAGCACGAGUGAGCAACCGCUGAAUGGGGGCGCAAGGCAGAUAGAUGAUGAUGAAAACCUGGAGUUUCUUUUCUGUUAGAAACUUAAAUGUAUUCUGUUGUUUUUUAAUUGAUCGAGGAUAAGUAAAUAUGUAGACUCCAAAUUUUGCAGUUUCUUUUCAGAAUACGACUUCAUUUUCAUGUUUUA
Messenger RNA from Hibiscus syriacus, 1364 nucleotides. Its product is annotated as probable inactive poly [ADP-ribose] polymerase SRO5. The record is from RefSeq and is a predicted model, not a curated record. The transcript is spliced from 5 exons. The coding region runs from base 176 to 1201 and encodes 341 amino acids. Lineage: Eukaryota; Viridiplantae; Streptophyta; Magnoliopsida; Malvales; Malvaceae. Gene Ontology annotation, molecular function: NAD+ poly-ADP-ribosyltransferase activity.